Dermatophagoides farinae (American house dust mite) is the source of this 1566-nucleotide messenger RNA. RefSeq names its product tyrosyl-DNA phosphodiesterase glaikit (gene gkt). Lineage: Eukaryota; Metazoa; Arthropoda; Arachnida; Sarcoptiformes; Pyroglyphidae. Gene Ontology annotation, biological process: DNA repair. The record is from RefSeq and is a predicted model, not a curated record. Gene Ontology annotation, cellular component: nucleus. Gene Ontology annotation, molecular function: 3'-tyrosyl-DNA phosphodiesterase activity; double-stranded DNA binding; single-stranded DNA binding.
AUUGUGAAUUUUUUUUGAUUUUUUUUUUUUUGAUAAUGGAAAAUAAUAAUUUAAUAUCUCAAUAUGGUGAUGAUUGUCGUAAAUCAAUAUUGCCUAAUAAACAUAAACGUCAAUUAAACCACAAUAAUAAUAAUAAUGAUGAUGAUGAUGUUGUUGAUCCAACUACAAACAAACGAAAUCGAAAAACUAUCACUAUCGAUGACAUUAUUGAUGGAUGUUAUGGUUUUUUCUUAAACGAAAUACCCGAUCGACCUGAUAAUCAAUUGAAUGGUUUUCAUACAAUUAGCCUAAAAUCAAUAUUAUCAAAUGAAAAUGGAAAGAUAAUCGAAUCUAUUCAUUUUAAUUUUUUAUACAAUCUUGAAUGGCUUAUCGAUCACUAUCCAGCCAAUUGUCGUAAUUCUCCCAUUUAUAUUGUUUUUGGUAAUAGUCCUCAAUCAAGAAUUGAAUCAUGUUCAUAUUCAAAUGUAAAAUUAUGUAGCAUUAAAUUGAAUGGAAUUUAUUCUUGUCAUCAUUCGAAAAUGAUUAUAUUACAUUAUGAAGAUGAUUCCAUUCGGAUAAUUAUUCUUACAGCUAAUAUGACUCCAUUGGAUUGGUAUACUGUUACACAAGGUAUAUGGAUUAGUCCUAAAUUGAAAAAGAAUAACUUGAAAGAAGAUACAUCAAAAACAAAUUUCAAAAAUGAUCUGAUUCAAUAUUUAAAGGCUUAUGAACAUAAAUCUAUUGUAAUGUGGAUCAAUAUUAUCCAAGAAUACGAUUUUUCACCCAUCAAUGUAUUUUUAAUUGGCUCAAUUUGUAAUUCACAUGGAAAUGAUGAUCGUGAAUCAUUUGGCCAUUUGAAAAUUCGAAAAAUAUUGCGAACAAGCCAUUAUGGACCUACCAACGAAAUAAAAAAUUGGCCAAUCAUUUGCCAAUUUAGUAGUAUUGGAUCAUUAGGUAAAACACCACAGUCAUGGCUAACUGCACAAUUUUUGGCUUCGUUUUCAGCCACAUAUAAUGAUUUCAAUGGCAUUAAACCGGAACUAAAAUGUAUUUAUCCAACUAUUGAAGAUAUAUUGAAUAGCCUGGAUAAAAAUGGAACUUGUUUUCCAUAUGUCAAAUCAACGGCUGAUAAACAGCCAUAUUUGAAUGAUUUUUUCUAUCGAUGGAAAGCAUCCAUAUCUGAUCGUAAUAAUGUCAUGCCACAUAUAAAAACGUAUGCACGUAUAUCACCGGAUAAUAGAAAAAUGGCCUGGUUUUGUCUUACAUCGGCUAAUCUAUCGAAAGCUGCAUGGGGACAUUUAGUUAAAAUUGGAUCAAAACUUCGGAUUUUGAAUUACGAACUUGGUGUACUGUUUUUGCCAAAAUUGAUGAUAAAUCAAGAUUCAUUUAGUAUUAGCCAAAAUAAUCCACUUUUCUUGCCUUAUGAUCUUCCAUUGGUUAAAUAUGAUCCAGAAAAUGAUAAACCAUGGAUCAAUAAUAAUAAUAUUAAUACUUUCACGAAAUAGAUCAUCAUAAUAUAAUAAUAAUUCUCAUCAUUUCUUUCAACCGACAAAAUGUCUAAAAAUCAUCCUGCUGUCUAUGCUGAAU